Molecule: messenger RNA, 1716 nt
Organism: Alnus glutinosa
Lineage: Eukaryota; Viridiplantae; Streptophyta; Magnoliopsida; Fagales; Betulaceae
Product: BTB/POZ domain-containing protein At5g17580
Exons: 3
Coding region: 8-1687 (559 amino acids)
Molecular function (GO): protein binding
Source: RefSeq, a predicted model, not a curated record
GCACAAGAUGGUUAGUGGACAAAGCAGAAGCGUAACACCUUGGUUGUCCAAGCCUACAUCUUCACUAGAAAUGCAUCUUCUUGUAGGCGGUGUGCCUUUCAGUCUGGACAGAGAACUUCUGGCUGCAAGAUCGGCCAAAAUAUCAGCCUUACUUGAAGCGAAUUCCCAGGAAGAUCUUUCUCAUUCCCUCAGAGACAUCCCACCUGAACCAGAGACUUUUGAGCUUGUUUUAAGAUUCUGCCAUGGGUUUGAAGUGCACAUGUCCUCUGAGAAUGUUGUACCACUCACUUGUUUUGCUUGCUACUUGAGGAUGACUGAAAAUCACAGCAGAAAUAAUCUUUUAACUAAGGCUCUUACUUUCUUUGAACAAAGGAUAUUCCCUAGCUGGAAUGAAACCAUUAAGGCUCUCUGUACCGUGGAAAAAAUAUUUCAAGAAUCGGUCAAUUUUGGCUUGGUAGAUGCCUGUUCAGAGUCUCUAAUUAAGAAGGCAUUGGUUGAUCCUAGCCUUCUUGGCGAACCAAUUAAGAAUUCGACGUGUGUUGAUGACAGCGAGGAUGACGACAAUGUCUAUAGGCCAAAUGCAAGGAGAAGGCUCUUUGAUUCUGAAAGGCAGCCGGAGGAUUUGACAAUUCUGCCGCUCCGGCUCUAUGAGCCCAUCAUACAAGCAAUGAAUAAGAGUGGAGUCCCAUCAAAGUAUGUGGCUGCAUCCCUUUGUACAUAUGCAAAGAAGUGGGUUUUUCCCAUAUCCACAGGGUCGGAAAAAAUGUCCAUUAACAAGAGGAAUUCUCCAGGGGAAAUCAUUGAAGCUUUGGAGAGGCUUUUAUCUCAUGAGAGAGGACUCCUUCCAUGCACGUUAUUGUUUGACAUGCUGCAAUCUGCAAUAAUUUUGGAAGCUAAUUCUCAUUGUAGAAAUGGUUUUGAGGUCAGGAUUGGAAAACAGCUAGAGGAGGCGACUGCCAAAGACCUCUUGGUACCUUCUCAGUAUGACACUGAGUGCGUGAGGAGGAUACUGAAAAUUUUCUAUGGAAAUUACACUUCUUCCGACGUAUCAGGGUUAAUCACAGUGGCAGAACUCCUUGAAGAUUUCUUGGUAAUGGGUGCAAGUGACAAAGAUUUGAAGCCAGAGGCAUUUAUUUCAUUAGGAGAUAUAUCGGCUGCAGCAUCAGUAGGAACCCAAAGAAGCUCUGAUGGAAUAUACAGAGCUAUUGAUAUCUACUUGGCCCAGCAUAGAUACCUGACAGAGUCGGAGAGAGAGGAAGUGUGCCGGGUUUUGGAUUGCCAAAAGAUGUCCCCUGAAGCUUGUGAACAUGCAGCCAAAAAUGAAAGAUUGCCAUUGAGGGUGGUGGUGCAGGUUUUGUUCGUGGGGAAGUUGCAACUGCAUGACGCAAUCACCAAGGAGACAAAGGAUUCUGAUGACAGAUUGAGAAAGGAGGAGGAGGCAGGUAAGGAUGUAGCGAAGCUGGACUGUGGUGGGCAACAAGCAAGGGGUGAAAUGAAGAACAUGUGCAGCAAGGUGAUGGGGCUUGAGAGGGAAUGCCAUAUGAUGAGGAAAGAGAUUGAGAGUGGUUUCAGCCGAAGUACUGUGAAAAAAAGGAACGUUAGCAUGUGGAGAGAUAUGAAGAGGAAGUUCGGCUGCAUCAAUAACAUGUACGAUUAUAACUGCCGACCAAAGAAGAAGAACAUGUAGAUUCAUGUUCCAUCUCUUAUUUCUUUGCA